Molecule: messenger RNA, 1669 nt
Organism: Schistocerca cancellata (South American locust)
Lineage: Eukaryota; Metazoa; Arthropoda; Insecta; Orthoptera; Acrididae
Product: DNA repair protein RAD51 homolog 4-like
Exons: 5
Coding region: 230-1222 (330 amino acids)
Biological process (GO): reciprocal meiotic recombination; double-strand break repair via homologous recombination; telomere maintenance
Cellular component (GO): Rad51B-Rad51C-Rad51D-XRCC2 complex; replication fork; centrosome
Molecular function (GO): four-way junction DNA binding; ATP-dependent DNA damage sensor activity; ATP binding
Source: RefSeq, a predicted model, not a curated record
GAAGUACUGCGAAGUGGGAACUUUGACAGAACAACAUUAAAAUUGUCCGCGGUUAAUGUAAACUGGUGAAGGAAACGAAUAUGUUUAGAUAUUUCUUGUGUCACUGAAUAUCGUUCGUUUUGCGGUACUAUAGAGAAAUGUAUAUAUAUGCAUAACAACUGAAGAAUUGUUAAAGAACCUCAAAGAAUUGAAUGAAGUAGGACUUGUAUUUUUGUAUGCAUUUAUUGUAAUGCCGAGAUUAAACAAGCGGUUAUCACAUUUAUUAACUGAUAGCAUAUUAAAAACAUUAAAUCAAAGGAAAAUAUGUACUGUACUUGCAUUCCUCGAGCAAGAACCGGAAUAUUUGGCUGCUCUUCUGAAAAUAAGUUUUAAGGAUGUGAUACAGAUUCGCAGCUCUCUUAUAACUGAUUACUCAGCAUUUCCUCAUAAAGGAAUCAGCAUGUACAAUGAUUUAGUAGCAAAUUCAGCACUUAUACAGACAGGCAUUAAAAGCAUUGACACAAUAUUGGAAGGUGGCUUGCUUACAGGAAACAUAUAUGAGUUGUGUGGUCUUUCUGGUACAGGGAAAACCCAAAUUUGUCUUGCAACAACAGCACAUGUAACAUCAAAUUUGAAACAAAGUAUAUAUUACAUUGAUUCAAAUUUGUCUUUCUCAGGGGAAAGAAUGCAGUCAAUAUUGGAUGCCAGAUGCCUUGAUGAUGAGGAAAUUGGCAAUAUAAUGAACAAAGUAAAAGUGGUAAAUGUUAGAAAUAUUUAUCAGCUUUUUUCGUUCUUCCACAAAUGGAAAGAAGACCUCCAGGAAAUGAGGGGAGACUACAGCAUUCGUCUUGUUAUUAUUGAUUCAUUACCACCACUGUUUUUUAAUUUUUAUGGAGAAGGCCAUAAUGAUGGUUUACCACAGAUGAACCAUCUAAGUAAUCUCAUAAGACAUCUGGCUCAGGAGCACCAUAUUGCAUUCCUUGUAGUAAAUCUUGCUACACAAUAUUUUGAGGCAGAUGGACUGCUUUCAGAAGGGAAAAUUAAGAAUGCUUGUGAGGAAACAAAGAAUUAUUCUAAUGUGAAACCUGCUCUUGGAAAGUAUUGGUUACAUCUACCAAAUACAAGACUUCUUGUGGAAAAGAGGCCGUGCAACCAAGAAGCUCAAAUAACAGUUACAAAAAGUGCCAGUAUACCACUAGGAAGAAGUUGUAAAGUGAAUCUAAAUGGGAGAGAUAGUCUAUGAGUGCUGUUAUAUCUUUUGAGAAAAGUAAUUGAUCUUGUCAUGCAGUUAUUGACAAAUGUGAAAUAUUUCACAUUUUAAGCAUGCAACACUUUUCUCCUGUGCUAAAUAUCUUUUAUGCCAUGCUAAUUCAUUUUUCAUAUAUGGGUAAGUUUUAAGUGCAAUCUCUGGUGAUUUAUUAUUGUACAAAAUUCUCAUUCCUCAAAUAACAGGUGUAUUGAUAAAAUACUGGUACUAUAUUACAGAAGAACUGUUUGAUUCCCAGUGUUCUGUAUUAGUAUUCUUUGCAGUAUGUUCCAUAAUUUAUAAGUUUGCAUUAAGAAACUCAGGGAAAUUGUAAUAAUGCUGAAAUAGUACAUUUGUAGCAUUAUAUAUUGUUAUACAGUGGUUAGAUAUAAAGUUGAGGGAAGUGAAUAGCUUACAAUAAAAUGUGAACAGUUUUGUAUUUAA